UCACAAUCAGCAUUAGGACAGAAGCUCUGGAGUUUUUCUUUAGCACAGAAGCAAACAACAUACAAACAGUGACUGAGCAAUCAUCCUGAUUUAGCUCCCUUCGUCAGAUUAAAAGAACACGAAGCCUUCUUCCUCGAGCAGGUUCAGCAGCUGGGAGGCACCAUCUGGGGCAGACGCAGUCUAGAGGAGAGAGCAAAAGGGUUCAAAAAUCAUGGAGAUGGAUGAGGAUAAUUCAUUGUCUAAUUCAGCACCAUCAGAUUCAAGACCAAAUGACCCCUCUGUACAGAAGUCAGAUGUUUCACCAUCACAGUUUAAGGUGCAAGAAGAAGAAGUGACUUUGAAUGAAACACAAAGCUCUCUGACUGAUUCUUUGAGUACACCAGAAACUCCUUUACGCAAAAAGAGUCUAUUAAGAAGAUGUCAUUUGCAAAUAAUGGCAAUGUUUGGAUACAACUAUAAGAAAACCAGCAAGAGGAGCAUUGAUGAUAGGCAUGGUUCUUUGACUACACCAGAAACUCAUUUAGAAAAACAAGGUUCUUCGAGUGCACCAGAAAUUCCUUUAAAAGAAGAAGGUUCUUCGAGUGCAGCAGAAAUUCCUUUAAAAGAAGAAGGUUCUUCGAGUGCAGCAGAAAUUCCUUUAAAAGAAGAAGGUUCUUCGAGUGCAGCAGAAAUUCCUUUAAAAGAAGAAGGUUCUUCGAGUGCAGCAGAAAUUCCUUUAAAAGAAGAAGGUUCUUCGAGUGCAGCAGAAAUUCCUUUAAAAGAAGAAGGUUCUUCGAGUGCAGCAGAAAUUCCUUUAAAAGAAGAAGGUUCUUCGAGUGCAGCAGAAAUUCCUUUAAAAGAAGAAGGUUCUUCGAGUGCACCAGAAAUUCCUUUAAAAGAAGAAGAUACUCUGUUGCAUACCUUGGGACUUGACGAUUAUAUCAAAAACAAACUUCAUCUGCACUCCUUCCUUGAGAUAGGGGUUGGUUGCUUACAAGACAAACCUGCAAGGUCUCCAAAAGAUCUACCAUGGCUCUUUCUAAAAAGACUUAUGAUGGCCAGUACAACUGCAAGAGAUACCACAAAUGUUGAAGAUGCUAUAGAAGACAUAUUACUAAAUGAUGACUUUCCUUGUACCAACGACUACCAAUGCAGCAGUGAGAUUCACCCACUGGAUCUCAUUGUAAUGUUGCUCCAUUGUUCGGAUGGCUUGCUACAGCAGGAGAUACUUUAUAAAAUGUCUGCAUGUCAGUUUUCUGUUCCUCUUUUACUCCCAAGCAUCAACACUAACCAAUGUAUGUUGACGCUCUGGGCUAUGAGAGAUAUUGUAAAGAAGUGGAGAUCCCAUUCCCUGGAAGAAGCAAAAGGGUUUCAUGAAGAAAGUGUGGUUCUUGCCGAGAUGCCACUGAUGUCAUUUGUUCGACUGGGUGACUGCAGUCUUUCCAAGUCUAAUUUUCUAAAUAAAGUCCUCAGUAAUCCCCAACAGUACCAUGAUUUCUUUGUUCAUUCUGAAAUGGAGGGUGGUAAUGUCCCUCGAACAGUUUCAGAUGGGCUGGUGGAGAUCAUGUGGUACCUGCCCUGUGGAAAGAAAAACAUUGAUAUCUUUACAGAGCCUGUGGCCAUUGCCAAUUUGCGAGGAGACACAAGCUCAUUUAUAACACAGUUUUCUUUUUUGAGUCAAGUAUCUUCAGUGGUUUUCAUAUUUUUUGAUAGCACACUGAAGAAAAACUGUGAGGUGUUAUCACAAUUGAAGCACAUAAAGGAUAAACUGGUUCUUAUUGCUCUUUCAUCUGCAGAAAUACAGAAGGAUAAAGAGGAGCAUCUGAAAAACGUGGGUUUGGAGUUAAAAGUAGAAAAAAGUCAAAUUCUUUUGAAAAACAAACAUAUGAACGAUGCUCAAUUUGUGAUGAGUUUGCGACGCACAAUAACUUAUAUGCUAAAAACUGCUCCCAAAGUGAGAAUUAAUGACAUGUGUAAGGCAGCAGCAAAAUAUGGCAUUGUCAUUGAUGAAGACACACCUGCCUGUCAGCAAGGGAAAAAACAAGCAGAAGAAAUCACUUCUCAAAUUAAAGAUAUCCCAAUAUAUAAGAAAUCUGAGCUUCCAAGGCAGGGGGAUAUUCUGAAGGAAUUGGCCAAGCUAGAAAAAGAGGAAUGUCGUUUACUAAAAGCAGGGAGCCAACCAAUUGAGCACUAUAAGUGUGAACUAAUUUCAAAGAAGUAUGAAUUAAGAGAAGAACAAAACAGAUAUGAUGUUACCAAUUCCAUGUGUAACUUUAUUAUUGCUUUGACAAACAAAAGCAAAGAAGAGAGGUCCUAUUUCUUAAAAUGGAUGAGGAUAAACUUGGAUGCUAGGGCACGAAAAGAGCUCUCAGAUUUUCACAACAGGUAUAAAGAAGAGUGCCUGAAAAAAAGCAAGAAGGAAAUUGCAGAGCUGGAUACAAUCAUCUCUAACUGUUCCCUAGGAAUUGAACAUUUUAUGCGUGAGAUGGGUCAGAUUUAUGAAGCCAAUCAUUCCCUUCCUGAGAAAGCAGAGAAACAGCAGCAGUUCAGCCACCUUCCCAAGCUGGGUGCCACUCUGUUGCUGGAUGGGUUUCCUCUGGAACUGUUAGAUGGUGAUGCCUCACAUCUCCCUGUGAGAUGGAUAACCGAUGUCCUGAAGGCUCUGCAUACUGAAGUCAAAAAUUGUAGUAAAGUUCUGGUGGUGACAGUUUUAGGGGUACAAAGCACAGGCAAGUCCACACUCCUCAACACCAUGUUUGGUGUCCAGUUUGCAGUCAGCAGCGGUCGUUGCACACGAGGGGCCUUCAUGCUGCUGAUCAAAGUUAAAGACGACCUCAAAAAGGAGUUAAAUUGUGACUUCAUAUUGUUAUUAGACACUGAAGGGUUGAAGUCUCCAGAAUUGGCCCAGCUGGAGGACAGUUAUCAUCAUGACAAUGAACUGGCCACACUGGUGGUUGGACUGAGUGAUGUCACUGUAGUCAACAUUGCAAUGGAGAACUUUGUGGAGAUGAAGGACAUUCUGCAGACUGUUGUUCAUGCUUUUCUCAGGAUGGAAAAUGUUGGCAAAAAAACAAAAUGCCAAUUUGUGCACCAGAAUGUGGGUGACGUGGCAGCUCAUGAGAAAAACAUGCGGGACAGAUGAAAUUUGCUGGAACAAUUAAAUGAGAUGAUAAAGGUGGCAGCCAGAAUGGAGAAAAAAGAUGGGCAGGUGAAAUUCACUGAUGUUAUUGAAUAUGAUGCAGAGAAGAACAACUGGUACAUCCCAGGAUUGUGGCAUGGGACACCUCCUAUGGCACCAGUGUCAACAGGAUACAGCGAAACAGUGUUUGAGUUUAAAAAGAGUUUGAUUGAUGCUUUUAAAGGAGCUAAUCAUCGUCAUGGGGACAUUACAGAGUUCAUUAAGUGGAUGGAGAGUUUGUGGAAAGCAGUAAAACAUGAGAAUUUCAUCUUCAGCUUUAGGAACUGCCUGGUUGCUGAUGCCUAUAAUAACCUUUCUGUAGAGUUCAAUCAGUGGGAAUGGUCAUUUAGGAAGCACAUGCUCAUUUGGACACAGCAGGCUGAGAACAAGAUUCAGAACUUUGGCAAUAUGGAUUCUCAUUUAAUUGAGAAUAUUGAUGAUUUUGUGAUCAGCCUUAAAUGUGAGGGAGCUAAGGAGCUGAAAAACCAAGAGAAAGAAUUUCUUAAACAUCUGGAUGAUUAUUAUAAAAGCAAAGAGAAACAUGUUCAGUUAGUGGAGAAAUACAAGGAAUCCUUUGUCAGCAGCAUUAAAAGCAUUACAUUUGAAAUUGAAAGUGAAGUAAACAGGAAAUUUGAAAUGGCAGUGACUAUCCAGAAAGGGAAGAACAAGCUGGCUAGCAUUCACAUGGACCAUGCAAAUAUAAUUGAAAAGAGAGUACUAGAGCUGCUGGAAAAAUGUAGGAAAAACAAUCUGGUCCUAUCUGAUGAAAAUCUAAAUGAUGAAUUUGAAAUCAUGUGGGAAGAAACAGUGCGAGGCUUAAAUUUUAAAGGGCUUAUGAAAAAAGACAUUUCAGUAAAGGUUUUUGGUCAGCUAAGAAUUAAUUUAGAAAGGCAUGGAAGUGCCGUUAAUGAGAAACUAAAUGCAGCAGAUCUUAAAGAACCAGCUGGGAAAUUUAUGGUGUGUAAAGAACAUCUGGAUGGAUGGUUAAGGCAAGCUUGGCAUACAUAUAUUAAAAAAACUGAUAAACCUCAGAACAUGGCAGAUAGAGUCAUUUCAGACUGUAUUGAGCUUAUCGAUGAGAAAGCUUUGAGUGAUUCAGACUAUCAUGACACAUACACCACAGAACUAUUGCAUAUAAUAGAUGAGAAAGUGAAAGACACUGGAACCAGUAAUACAUUUGAAGUGGAUCUGAAGCUGCACAUUUGUAGGAUUGCUACCAAACAAUUUCAAAAAAUCCAUGAUGAUUUCAUUGCAAAAAAUGACCCUCAGAAACAUCUAGAGGGACUUAAACCAAACUAUUUUUCAGAUUUCAUUGAUCUUUACCAGGAAAAGAAUCAGUGUCAGAAGAAAGCCUCCGAAUUUAUCACAUUGUGUCUGGAGCCUGCAAUUAGAGAUUACAUUAAGAAGAACCUUGGUGUAAAAAUUAUUGAUGAAAUUCUGGUAUGUGGCUCCUCUGUGAAGAUAAGCUCUCGUACACAAUUCCAAUUCACACUACUAGAAGAGUUGCUGAAUAAAAAUGAAUUUAAAGAAUAUAUUAGAUAUGUUAGGUAUUAUGAAGAUUAUGUCAAGGAGUGGAUUUUAGACCUAAUCCAAAAACAUUUCUCAGUGAACAAAAGUAUUGUAGAUUUGGAGAAAUCAAGUCUUAGUGAAAUAAUCGCUAAAAUAAAAGAAGCAUUCAGCAAAGCAAAGACUAAAACAAUCUUGUCAAACAGUAGUAAAGGCACAACUGAUUUCAUUCAUGAGAUCUGCAAACACCUAAAGGCCGAUCUUGUGAUAAAUAUCGAUAACUUAAGAACUGUACUCACUCUGAAUGAUGCAAAAAUGGAAGAAUUUGCUAAAAAUAUAGAAUGGUCUUUAGAUGAUUUAGAAAAGAGUUUACAAAAUGAAUAUUCAGACCAGCAGGAAUGUGAUGAGUCUAAAGAUAUUAAAAAGAAAAUUAGAAAUCUUCCAGUUAAACCACAUGAUGAGAUUUUCAGAAGAGUGUUUGGCUGUGGAAAGCAAUGUCCAUUUUGCAAAGUGCCUUGUGAAGCAGGAGGCAAAGAUCAUGAAGAGCACUUUGCAACAGUACAUCGGCCAAGAGGAAUAGGAGGACACAGCUAUAUAUCUAAUGAAAACCUUGUUGAAGAUAUUUGCACAACUGGUGUAGCCAGUGAAACACAUAGCUUUAAAAAUAAAGAUACAAAUCAUGAGUGGCAUCCUUAUAAAGAGUAUCGUAAAUAUUACCCUGACUGGAACAUCCCACAAGACACAAGCAUCGAGGCAUCUGCUUACUGGCAGUUUGUGAUGCUUACGCACAAUGAACAGUUUGCACAGGAGUAUUCUGCAAAGCCAGCUGUUAUUCCUGAGCAGUGGUGUACAGUAACACAAUCUCAGGCUAUGGACAGUCUUAAGGUUUUAUUCAACAUAAAGUAAAAUUAGCAGUAUUACCAAAUUAAAUGAAAAUGCUGCAGAGCAUAUGCACUAACCAACAACCUUUAACUCCUUGUGGGGUUUUUCCCUUGUACUCUACACAUUGACAUAAAACUCAUCAAGAUGUCUUUACAACAAUUGACAGUAAGCCCAGUCAUAAUAUUAAGUGUUUUUUUAUUAGACUGUAGUUCAAAGACUGCAUUCCUCUCCACUGAACUGGAUUUUGACAAUUAUUGCUUUUCUCUUUUUUAUGGCAUAGCUGACUUUUAUAUGUUUUGGUUGGGUAAGAAAAACGGGCAUCCUUUAUCUACUAAAUAUUUUAAUACAUAUUUCACCGAAAGACAAUAUUUUUAUAUGCUACUUAAUCUAUCCAUCCAUCCAUUAUCCAACCCGCUAUAUCCUAACUACUGGGUCACAGGGGUCUGCUGGAGCCAAUCACUGCCAACGCAGGGCACAAGGCAGGAAACAAACCCUGGGCAGGAUGCAAGCUCACCGCAGGCUACUUAAUCUAUGUAGUUUGUAAUAGUAGUCAAAAAAAAAAUAAUCUGAUAUUUUUGUGGAGGAAGUGCAUGACAUGGAUUCUAAUAUGAUGACAGCUAACAGUGAAAGUUUCUGAACAAUGGAAAUGUAAGACAAAGUGGGUAUUGCCCAUUCUGCUAGGCUUUAGUGGCACACCUGGCAUGUUAAGAAAGUAGAUUUAACAAGGAUAUGGACAUCCAGCUUCACCUUCCCCAGCUUGCAUUCCAAAGAAAGUGACUGAACUCCAGCUUAUACCAGGAUCUGCCUGGACUUCAUCUGAUAACAAAGGUGUAAAUCAGGGCCCCUUUGCCAACUUCCUAAGCCAGAAGGUCCAAAAUGCUCAAAGAACAAAGAGCUAUAAUUUAAGGAAUGACAACUAAGAUGGACAGAAGAACUCGCCUAUGUGGACACAAUGAUUUUGUAACUGGAAGUGACUUUAGUCAAAUCAGGAAAAGUUAUAUACUUCCUUAAAACUCUCUCCACCAUCCUGAAGAUUCUCUUGGGAUAUUCUCUGGGUCUCUCAGAUGACUCUCUCAAGAGAACUCUGAGGGAACUCUCCUAAAUGGCUGAAAACAUGUGAGACCUGCUACCUAAAACUAAAAAGUAAUGAGCCACGCUUCCUUAGGGAGCCAAAGGUGACAAACUUCUCUUUGUGAACCUGUGAACUGAGAUCCAUUUUGCCAAGCUAAACAGUGAGCCAGUCUGAAGGCUGAAGAGCAGCCAUCACUUCAAUUUGGGAGAUUCAGCAUCCAAACUCCUGUGCCAGAAACAGUAGUGCAGAUGAUGCAGCAAAGGUCCUGACUGAGGAAAGCACUGCACACUAUAGACAAAAGACCAUGCAACAAAGAGAAAGAGUACACUUCAAUGAAAGAAGAAUCUUCCACUUGAACCUGAAGUAGUCAACAACAACUCCAGACAACAGCAGACAUCAGAUUUAAGAACUUGGUGUCAUAAAACUAUUUAUCUGUGCCAAGAUAAAUUAGAACUCUAAAUAGCAAGUAAACAGCCAGUCUAUCUAUUUUACGUUUGUCUCUUUUGUCUUAUUUCCUGUCUUAUAUGUUAAUAUAUAUAUUCAGUUGUCAUAUUUCUGUAAUGAUUCUGAUUAUCAAUAGUUAUGUUAUUCUAUGGCGACACGGUGGUGCAGUGGUUUCCUCCGGAGGCUCCGGUUUCCUCCCACUGUCCAAAGACAUGCA
This is a messenger RNA of Polypterus senegalus (gray bichir), 7278 nucleotides long. Its product is annotated as up-regulator of cell proliferation-like. The record is from RefSeq and is a predicted model, not a curated record. NCBI's taxonomy places the organism in Eukaryota, Metazoa, Chordata, Cladistia, Polypteriformes, Polypteridae. Gene Ontology annotation, molecular function: GTPase activity; GTP binding. The transcript is spliced from 16 exons.